Molecule: messenger RNA, 1094 nt
Organism: Pezoporus flaviventris
Lineage: Eukaryota; Metazoa; Chordata; Aves; Psittaciformes; Psittacidae
Product: olfactory receptor 10A7-like
Exons: 1
Coding region: 75-1094 (339 amino acids)
Biological process (GO): G protein-coupled receptor signaling pathway
Cellular component (GO): membrane
Molecular function (GO): olfactory receptor activity; G protein-coupled receptor activity
Source: RefSeq, a predicted model, not a curated record
GCUGGGGAUGCCCCCUGACAGGGGAGAGCACUCACCCUUGUUCUACCUGUCCUUACCUCCUGCUCUCCCUGCAGAUGAGCCCCGAGGCUCUGCAGCAGGGAAAUCUCAGCAGCCCCACCAUGUUCCUUCUGUUGGGAUUCUCCAGUGCCUACGGAGCAGAGGUGAUCCUCUGUCUGUUCUUCUCGCUCGUUUACCUGGUGACAGUGCUGGGGAACCUGCUUAUUGUGACCCUUGUCUGGUUGGACACCCACCUGCAAUGCCCCAUGUAUUUCUUCCUGGGCCACCUCUCCUUCCUGGACAUCUGCUGCUCCUCCGUUACCCUCCCUAAGAUCCUUGGAGACUCCUUCUCACCGCUGAAGACCAUCUCCUUUGUGGGCUGCAUCACACAGAUCUACUUCUUCCUUUGCUUCGGGGGCUCGGAGUGUGUGCUUCUGGCUGCCAUGGCCUAUGACCGGUACCUGUCCAUUUGCCACCCCUUCCACUACCCCAUGCUCAUGAGCAGGAGGAUGUGCCACUGCUUAGUGGCCGUUUCGUGGCUGAGUGGCUCCCUUUCAUCUCUGAUCCAGGCCUUCCUCACAGCCCGCCUGCCCUUCUGCGGCUCCAACGUCAUCGACCACUUGUUCUGCGAGAUGCCCUUCCUGCUGCAGGCAUCCUGCAGCCCCAAUGCCCCCCUCAACAAGGCCACCUUGUAUGCUCUGGCCGGGACUAUAGCGAUGGGCUCCUUCCUCCUCACUCUUGUGUCAUACGCUCACAUCAUCGGGGCUGUCCUCCAGAAGGGAGUGGCGAUGCAGAAGGCCUUUGCUACCUGCACCUCCCACCUGACCGUGGCGUCUCUGUUCUUCGGCACUGGGGCUGUGGCGUACCUGGUGCCUCACUCCAGCGCCUCCAAGGAGAUGGACAAGGUCCUGGCCCUGCUGUACGCCGCCGUGACCCCCAUGCUCAACCCCAUCAUCUACAGCUUGCGAAACAGCAAGGUCAAGGGUGCCAUCAGGAAAGCCCUGUGCAGGGGGAGGUUACAGAUGUCCACCAAGGGUUCAGGCAUUGCCACUGAGCGACCUCCACGCUCCCUGAGGCAGGGAUGCAGCUCUCAGUGA